GAACCGGCGCCCCUCCACCGUCUCCCCCCGCCGAGCAGGACGCGCCGUCCCGGGGCCUCUCUGCACGCGUCCCAAUGAUGAGUUAUGCUGAAAAGACAGAAGACAUCACCAGAGAAGAGUGGAUGGAGAAACUGAACAACGUGCACAUACAGAGGGCGGACAUGAACCGGCUCAUCAUGAACUACCUGGUGACAGAGGGAUUUAAAGAGGCGGCGGAGAAGUUUCGGAUGGAGUCCGGUAUCGAGCCGAGUGUGGACCUGGACUCUCUGGACGAAAGGAUAAAGAUCAGAGAGAUGAUCCUGAAGGGACAGAUACAAGAAGCCAUCGGACUCAUCAACAGCCUUCACCCGGAGCUGCUCGACACCAAUCGAUACCUGUAUUUCCAUCUGCAGCAGCAACAUUUGAUUGAGUUAAUCAGGCUAAGGGAGACUGAGUCAGCGCUGGAGUUUGCCCAGACACAACUGGCCGAGCAAGGGGAGGAGAGCAGAGAGUGUCUGACAGAGAUGGAGAGGACACUCGCCCUUCUGGCUUUUGACAACCCAGAGGAUUCGCCCUUCGGAGACCUGCUCAACAUGAUGCAGCGGCAAAAGGUGUGGAGUGAGGUGAACCAAGCUGUGCUGGACUAUGAAAACAGGGAGUCUACGCCCAAGCUGGCGAAACUCCUGAAGCUCCUGCUGUGGGCACAGAACGAGCUCGACCAGAAGAAGGUGAAAUAUCCCAAAAUGACUGACCUCAGCACGGGAACCAUCGAGGACCCCAAGUGAACAUAACGGAAAACAAACAACCACCUUCCACGUCUCCUUAAUUUAUAAUCAGUCAGUGACUGUGUGACAACCAGGUAACAAAUAUGUAUAAACUAAUACUACAUUGUUUUUAUUUUCCAUGUUGCAUCCAUGAGAAGUUAGACUUAUAGACUCAUUGUGUAAACUGUAAUUUGCUGUAUUUGCAAACCGACAGAAAUUAUCUACUUUAAAUAACAAUCCUGGAUUUUCAGACGGAUCUCGGAGACGACAAAAUUCAGACUGCUGUUUUUAUAUGUUGUCUUUCCAAAGCUUAAGUCAGUAUUAUUAUUUAUUUCCCCCCCUGCCAAUAAUUUACCAAGAAAGAGAGAGUUGACGGUGUAAAAGAACAACGUUAAUACUUUGGUGGGUGAGGAACCAGAAUCCAGGCUGAACUGUAACGAUGCAAACUUUGAAACAGCAGAUACACAAUUAGCCUUUUUAAUGAAGACGUGUUUAGACUAAGAAGAAGCGUUCAUCUUAACUUAAAUUCAAAAUCUAAAUUUCUUACUUAAAAUGUUAAUACAUUUCAAUUAAAUGGAAAAAAUACGCUUUAGUAAUGUAAUAUAAUUUUAAUUUAUAUAAUAUUUUACAGAUUUGUGUUCAGUAUAGUGUUUGGCAAUUUGCCUUAGCAUCGGUCGGUUGCUUCCUACACCUGAGGAUCUGAUGAUUGUAUGUGCACAGUGUCGGUGGCGUGAACGACCUCAAAGGAGGUGAAGCAGGUUCUGAGUGACUCUCUUGCUGACCUGAGGCCCUGGGCCUGUCUGAGCGUCCGACACACUUCACCUCCAGCAUGCUCCCAAUGUCUGAGUUUGGUUUUACAUCAGUGGGGUUGAGGUUAUGAUGUUAUUCAAGUUUCAAGCUUCAGCCGGUCUCACUGAUGUAAGCAGGGUUCCCACGCUGCGUGAGACAAAGGCCUGCUAAGGAGCUGUCAUGUCUGCUCUCUAGUCUUUAAAACUGUCAAACUGAAAAUUAGUUGGAGUUUUUGUUAACGAUGGUCAGAAAUAUGGACAUUUCUUAUCUGCACUGGUUGGUCAAAGAACUUUCUGUCCAUUUUGCCACUUUUAAAACCGUUUUUCACUUUAUUGCAUGCAAGUGUUUUGUUUGUUUGUUUGUUUAUUUGCAAUGGGGAAAAGGCACUUGUGCUUGUUUACUUUUGUUUAUUUGGUUUACUUUUAUAAAAAAACAGAGAACAAACUUGCUGCUAGCUGUCCAUCCUUUAUUUCUUUUAAGGUUGCAUUGUCUUUAUAUAUAGAGAUAUAUAUAUAUAUAUAUAUAUAUAUUGGAUUUGACAAACCCAAAAACCCAGAGAGAUCACACCUCUUUUAUUAUUCAACAUUUUUAAGAUCAGAUUUACAAGUAUUGAAAUAAACAAAACUUUUGUGAACC
Messenger RNA from Pleuronectes platessa (European plaice), 2168 nucleotides. RefSeq names its product glucose-induced degradation protein 8-B homolog. Gene Ontology annotation, cellular component: cytoplasm; nucleus. NCBI's taxonomy places the organism in Eukaryota, Metazoa, Chordata, Actinopteri, Pleuronectiformes, Pleuronectidae. Gene Ontology annotation, biological process: proteasome-mediated ubiquitin-dependent protein catabolic process; positive regulation of canonical Wnt signaling pathway. Bases 75 to 764 code for a protein of 229 amino acids. The record is from RefSeq and is a predicted model, not a curated record. Gene Ontology annotation, molecular function: protein binding. The transcript has 5 exons.